Molecule: messenger RNA, 2017 nt
Organism: Serinus canaria (Common canary)
Lineage: Eukaryota; Metazoa; Chordata; Aves; Passeriformes; Fringillidae
Gene: ALKBH3
Product: alkB homolog 3, alpha-ketoglutarate dependent dioxygenase
Exons: 9
Coding region: 67-927 (286 amino acids)
Biological process (GO): DNA repair; DNA alkylation repair
Cellular component (GO): nucleus
Molecular function (GO): dioxygenase activity
Source: RefSeq, a predicted model, not a curated record
GCGGGCGGAGCCGCGGCCGCACGGCCGGGCCCAGGCGCGGGCGGGGCUCGGGGCCUUGGGCCGGCCAUGUCGGAGAGGCGGCGGCGGGCCCGGGUGCAGGGCGGCUGGGCCGGCGCCUCGGCGGGGCAGCCCGCAGCACCUAAGGCAGCUGUGGCCAGCAGCCUUGCCCUGGCAGGUGUGAGACCAGCAUGGAGACAGAAAGACCAGCCUCACACUCAAAAGCAAUUUGUCUUUGAAAAGCCAUCAGAGGUGGAGCGCAGGGUUCCUGAGGCAGGUGUGAUAGACAAGCCUGGUGUGUAUGAGCUCAGCAAGGGACCAACUGGCACUUCUAGGAUUCAUUUGAUUCCUGGCUUUAUUGACUCAGAACAAGCAGACUGGAUGUUUGAGCAACUCCUCCAAGACAUCCCCUGGGGGCAGCGAACUCACAUCAGGCAGGAAGUAUCUUUUGAGGAACCACGGCUUACAUCCUGGUAUGGGGAACUUCCUUACACAUACUCCAGGAUAACAAUGCAGCCAAAUCCAAAUUGGCAUCCUGUGCUGAGCAUGCUGAAGGAGCGCAUUGAGGAGUUCACUGGCCACACCUUCAACUCUCUUCUCUGCAACCUGUACCGAAAUGAGAAGGACAGUGUGGACUGGCACAGUGACAACGAGCCAUCGCUGGGGAAAAAUCCUGUCAUUGCCUCCCUCAGCUUUGGUGCUACUCGGACCUUUGAGAUGAGGAAAAAACCUUCCCCUGAAGAGGAUGGAGACUAUACUUAUGUAGAAAGGAUUAGGAUCCCACUUGAUCACGGGAGUCUGUUGGUGAUGGAAGGAGCCACCCAGGAGGAUUGGCAGCAUCGAGUGCCUAAGGAGUAUCAUUCUAGAGAUGAACGAAUAAACUUGACAUUUAGGAUCAUUUAUCCAGAACCUGAUGGAGUUUGGAAGUGAAGAGCUACUUUGGACAUUGUUGGAUAUACACCCACAGCAGAUCUAGAGCCUAGAUUGCUCCAGAUUUAAAGGAAGCCUUACAGAAACAGAGUUCCAUGAAGUCAUGGGGAAAAGAGUUUUUGUUAUGAAGACCUUUGGCAAUCAGAAGCUGCCAGUGUUAUGUGGACAGAAAUUACAUGUUAUUAGAUGAUACUAAAUCACAGGAUUUAAGUUUGUGAGCAGUGAUUAUUCUUAAAAGGGCACAAAGCAGAUGAAAAAUGUGAGAGGUCCCAACUGGAGCAGACAGAUGCAGUGAGCACAUAGUUUGCACCUUGUCUUGUCUCUCCUUUACUCCCAAGUUGUGAUCUCUGUUGGAAGUGAUGACAAAGAUGGGAUUCUGUGAUGCAAAGCCACCUCUGUGUCUCUGUACAGAAAGCUGCACUUGGGGAUGAUCUCUGGGUAUUACUCAUUUCACCAAAGGGUGGUGCACUGCUUUUUAUCUGUAGGUUGCAGAGUCUUUUCCAGUUAAGCAAUCAGUUUCAUAACUUAAAUAACUACUUGAACUAUACUGGUGUCUAGUGGAACAGAGGGGUCACAGCUUUCUUCUGCCUUGCACUCUGUGGUCAGACUUUAUCCUAACUGUCUAUCCAUGUAGACAGGACAAGGCAAAGGCAAGCAACAGAGACAUCUGACGACCCUACUUCUGGGUCAGUGCAUAUUGCAUUAAAGAAUAUCACUCUUGAGCCUCUCUUAUCUCUUGAGCCUGUCACAGAUCAGCAGUCAGCACCUCAGACCAGAUUCCAGGCUGACUUGCUGGAAUCCUUCAAGCUUGCCUGCUGCGCCUCACCUGCUGCUGGGAAGCAGUGGGCUCAUGACUGCAGUCUGGAUGUUAAGUCAGGAGUGCUGCCUACGUGAUUAAGUUCUUACUGCAGCUAAAUAGUUCUUACUGCAUCACUGUACAGGAUCAAAUCCUGGGUUUGGUGCAUCUUCACUGCCUGCCUGCAGUAGGAUCUAAGCACAGGUAAAUACUCUGUGCCUUGCAAUACGUUAGCUUUGUUAAGCAAGCUAAUGUCCGUCUUCACUGUAAGAAUAAAUUGGUGUUGGGAAAAUA